GUGUGUGUGUGUGUGUGUGUGUGGUGGGAAUGUGCGGAGGUGUCACUUGGCACCUUCUGGACUCCGGCCUGGACUUAAAAAAGGCAGCUUGGAAGCAAAGCAGCACACACUCGAAACCCCGCUCUUUCUAGCAACAUGGCCAACAACAUGCCUUCUUCCUCUGUGCUCGAGUACAGCCUGCACUACCAGCAGUGGUUCUCUGACUCGGACCUCUCCGGAGUUUCCUCGCCGGAGACCCUCUCCCCGGACUCGUCGCCAUCGCCUCUUCUUCAGAAAGACGCCAAGUCGGGAUAUACUUCCCGCCUUGGCGUGGCCUUGCAGAGAAAGCCCAGGAGGGCGAUGAGGGUCCGGAGUAAGCAGCGCGAGAGUGCCAGCGAGAAGGAAAAGCUGAGGAUGAGGGACCUGACCAAGGCUCUGCACCACUUGAGGUCCUACCUGCCGCCCUCGGUGGCCCCCACGGGACAGACCCUCACUAAGAUUGAGACCCUACGUCUCGCCAUCCGCUACAUCUCCUUCCUGUCUGCCCAACUCGGCAACACGCCCUCCUCAACUUCCACCUCUUCAUCCUCUUCUUCAACCUGUUCGCCGGAUUACUACGCCAGCACUCUGCAGCCCCCCCAUGAUAUGUAUGCACAGCAGUGUCAAGGCCAGACUGCAGCAUUGCAUUCUGGGAGCUGUAGUUUUCCUCACAUGUUGCCACCGGGAGGAUCCUCUUCCUCCUCUACUCAGAUUGAGUACAACGACUACUACUGGGUUUGACAACAUAGCCGCCGCCACCACAACCAUCCAACGACUACUACUGCCUCACUGUGAAUGGACUAAUUUAUAUAUAUUUUUUAAAAAUAACUUCUUAUGUCAUUUGUAUUUAUGUGUAAAUAUGAAUAUGUGGAACAUGCUAUUUUUAUAUGUUUUUUUAGACCACUAUUUAUAAUAAACUGGUCAAAAUGAUGCCAACAGAGUUGUGUCCCCACUUGAAUAUGUUGAAUAAUAUUGUUUGAUGACAAUAACUCUAUGAUGCUAUUAUUAUUGUGAUUUUGAUUUGUUCUAUACGCUCCAUGCAUCGGAUGUCAUCAGACGCAGGUGACCUAAUCAAGUAGAUCGAUCGAUAGGUACUUC
Messenger RNA from Hippocampus comes (tiger tail seahorse), 1116 nucleotides. RefSeq names its product mesoderm posterior protein 1-like. Gene Ontology annotation, biological process: regulation of transcription by RNA polymerase II; heart morphogenesis; mesoderm formation. The record is from RefSeq and is a predicted model, not a curated record. Gene Ontology annotation, molecular function: protein dimerization activity; DNA-binding transcription factor activity, RNA polymerase II-specific; RNA polymerase II cis-regulatory region sequence-specific DNA binding. Gene Ontology annotation, cellular component: nucleus. Bases 136 to 759 code for a protein of 207 amino acids. The transcript is spliced from 2 exons. Lineage: Eukaryota; Metazoa; Chordata; Actinopteri; Syngnathiformes; Syngnathidae.